This is a messenger RNA of Rhagoletis zephyria (snowberry fruit fly), 1448 nucleotides long. NCBI's taxonomy places the organism in Eukaryota, Metazoa, Arthropoda, Insecta, Diptera, Tephritidae. The record is from RefSeq and is a predicted model, not a curated record.
AUGGCGAAUCUCAACAGCAGCAGCAGCCGAAGUCGGAACCUUCUCUGGCUAUCGGAGCAGCAGGAGAAGCUGGCAGCAACGAACCGAAGCAGGCGAUCACCCUCUCCAAACUCAAACCAAAGGCGACCACCCGUCCUGGCGCCCAAACCUCAGUUGAGCAAGCCCUCACCACCACCACAACCACCACCACCAAUAUCAUCACUGGCUUUCAGCAAUCCCAUCUACGAUGAGUAUCGAGGACCGGCUGAACCUAUCUCCGACUUACCAUCAUCAUCAUCAUCAUCAGCUCAAGAACCCGAUCAGCAAAAGAGGACAGUAAAAUCCCCGUCACCACCACCGCCAUCAUUUCCCGUUCCCAAGCCGCGCAAAUCGCUGGCCAACACCUCUUCAGUCGGCGUCCUGCCCAGCCCUAAAAGCCCUCACCUCAACCUCAAACCGGAGACCUCCAACUCUUCCACCGCCUCCUCCUCUUCGAACACCUCUUCCUCCGCCUCUUCAAUUGAAAACUGCAUCGACGAGCAACAGCAGCAGCAGCAGUUGCGUCAACGUCGACUGGACCUGACCGCCAGCGACAGCGUGCACAGUUUUCUCUACUUUGAGCAGGAGCUGCCGGCGAAGAUGACGGCGCUGAUCAAUGAGAUUGAGACGCUGGCGGAGUCGCUGGCCAGUUCCGGUCCGGAGGAGGAGGAGGAGGAGGAAAAGGAGGAAAAUGAAACUAAAGCUUCAACCCCAGCACAGUCUCAGCCCUCUCUUGCCGUGGGCACCUUCCGUCGAAAGCGAAUUCAGGUGCAGAAGGAGCUCUUCAAGUUUUCCUUCUCCUCAGGCUCUGAUAUGCUCCCGUCGCCGGUCAGUGUGCUAAGUCCGGAGGAGUUUUCCGGCAGGGAACUAGCAGAUAAUGGUGAUAGUAAGCCGACGCCCACAAAGCACAACACCGACUCGGGCGUCUUCUCUUCGGGCGACAAUGAGGUUUCAACCGUUUCAGAAGUAAAUAACGAAAUCACCUCUUCUGAAUCAAAAGUAGAGAAGGGUGGAAAACAACAAAAGUCUGCAACCUCAAUUCCGCCGUCACCACCGCCGCCACAGCUGCCACCUCGAAAGAAUCACCCUCAGUACCAGAAGGAGCCCAAGGCGAUCGAGAAUCUGGCGCCUCCCUCGCUGAUAGCACCCUCGCCAGUUCCUUCCAACUAUUCCACGUCGACGAUUCCCAGCAAGCCACCGCCGCCGAUACCUAAGCUUCAGAGACAGGAGAAAGCUGAAGAGGAAUCACCACCACCACCACCACCACCACAGAAUAAUCUUCAGGANGUUCCUUCCAACUAUUCCACGUCGACGAUUCCCAGCAAGCCACCGCCGCCAAUACCUAAGCUUCAGAGGCAGGAGAAGGAGAAAGCUGAAAAGGAUUCACCACUACCACUACAGAAUAAUCUUCAGGAAACCUCCAUAAACGA